AUGGGCGGCUUCAUUCCCGCGAGAGAGGCGAAGGUAUGCCCGAUCGGUUCAUACCACUACACCUGCUCUGGCUUCGAGGGUUGCUGUGAGGUGAACCCUUGUGAGACUACCAGAUGCCCAGACGAGUACAACCCUUACUUGACUGCGACUGAGCUUCAGGCCCAGAAGACCAUCGCAUCUGUCGCCGCGCCGGUCUUGGUCUCCCCCACCUCAUCCUCGUCGAAGGCAUCCUCCGCUACCACUGACAAGAAGGCUCAGGCUUCGACCUCCUCUGACAAUCCGACUACCACCUUCAGCUCGCCCGAGCCGACCGCAACCGGAGGUAUUUGGCUCACUGACGAUCGUGGUUCUCCAGCUUCUACCAUCGCCUCCGAUGAUUCCACCGGAACUCCGUUCUAUGUUUCUCCCCACACUUACACCCCAACGGCCCCUGUCGAGACCCAGGCCAUCGACGCUUCGGCUCCUGCCUUGGCGGUCAAGUCUGAUCAACAUGACCUCCCGGUCGCUGCGCAGGCUGGCAUCGCCGUUUCUGCUUUGGUGGUGAUCUGUAUGGUCAUCGCCGCCUACUUUCUGUGCACCAAGCAGAGAAAAAAGCCCAGAGCUUCUCGAGAGUCCAUCAGCUCCAUUGGCAAAGACGGACGCAAGCACAGCUCAGAGGACGAGACCAGCCAGCCGGCCAUGACUACCAAUCCGUUCUGUCCUGAGGAGGUCUUUUCUCCCUAUGGAAGACGCUACGAAGAGCCUCAAACUCGCUUCAACCGAGUUAAUGAUAUGAGUGCCAGUCGCAUGAUGAAUCACCCGGUUAGUCCCGAUACCCGCGAUUCGAUGUCUAUACGGAUGGCGCCGCCGCCGAUUCCUUCUCCUGCGAUGUCACCUGGCACAUUCAGAGCUACGACAGCCAGCCCCGACUUCUUGUCUCGCACCGCAACAACAACUCCCGACGUGGGCUAUCGCACGGCCAAUUCCACUCCUGACUUCACGUCCCGCAUGACAACCCCGGACUAUAUGUCUCGGCUGGGUACUGCUACCCCUGAGCUCCAUGGCCCCCCUCAGCAAGCAGCCAUUGCUGAACUGGCUUCUCCUGGUCUGCCAAAGGUUGUCGAGAUCCACAGCAGUCGUAGCGGCUUGCAGAAGUACAAACCGUACCGCCCCGACGGUGGCUCACUCUACCCUGUGGCGGAGACCACUCCCAGCUACCUCACCGGUACCCUGAACGCCACGGAACAUGAGCGUUCUGAGGGUAGAUACGUGACUAGUUGGUCAAAGUGGGAUCCUGCUGCCUGA
Messenger RNA from Colletotrichum abscissum, 1284 nucleotides. RefSeq lists its product as uncharacterized. Bases 1 to 1284 code for a protein of 427 amino acids. Lineage: Eukaryota; Fungi; Ascomycota; Sordariomycetes; Glomerellales; Glomerellaceae. The transcript is spliced from 2 exons. The record is from RefSeq and is a predicted model, not a curated record.